Molecule: messenger RNA, 777 nt
Organism: Ilex paraguariensis (yerba mate)
Lineage: Eukaryota; Viridiplantae; Streptophyta; Magnoliopsida; Aquifoliales; Aquifoliaceae
Source: the annotation of a GenBank genome assembly
AUGGCUGAUAAUACCCGAGCUGUCUUCUCAGCUCUCGACAAUGCUAAGACUCAACUCUACCAUUUUAAAGCAAUUGUCAUCGCCGGCAUGGGAUUCUUCACUGAUGCUUACGAUCUCUUCUGCAUCAGUGCUGUCACAAAGCUUAUAGGACGGCUAUACUACUAUGAUCCAUCAAAAGGCAAACCGGGAAAACUCCCAACAAAUGUCAACAACGCCAUAACCGGUGUGGCAUUAUGUGGAACACUUGCAGGGCAACUUUUCUUUGGAUGGCUUGGAGACAAAUUGGGGAGGAAAAAAGUUUAUGGUAUUACCCUUGUCACAAUGGUGGGGUGUGCCAUAGCUUCAGGCCUCUCAUUUGGCUCCACAGCUCAUAGUGUGAUUGCUUGCCUAUGCUUCUUCAGGUUCUGGCUGGGGUUUGGCAUCGGAGGAGACUACCCGCUUUCAGCCGUGAUCAUGUCGGAAUACGCCAACCAAAAAACCAGAGGGGCGUUCAUCGCCGCCGUGUUUGCUAUGCAAGGAGUGGGGAUUUUGUUUGCAGGGGUUGUGGCCAUGAUCGUUUCUAAGGCGUUCAUGGCUGCUUACCCAGCUCAUAACUUCAAUACAGAUGCUGUUUUGUCCACUCAGCCACAAGGAGAUUUUGUUUGGCGGAUUGUACUGAUGUUCGGAGCAGUUCCAGCGGCUUUAACCUACUACUGGCGGAUGAAGAUGCCGGAAACCGCUAGAUACACCGCCUUGGUCGCCGGAAACCACCAGAAGGCAGCUGCGGAUAUGGCAAAA